This is a messenger RNA of Malassezia sympodialis ATCC 42132, 2802 nucleotides long. RefSeq lists its product as uncharacterized. NCBI's taxonomy places the organism in Eukaryota, Fungi, Basidiomycota, Malasseziomycetes, Malasseziales, Malasseziaceae. The record is from RefSeq and is a predicted model, not a curated record. Gene Ontology annotation, molecular function: protein binding. The transcript has 3 exons. The coding region runs from base 1 to 2802 and encodes 933 amino acids.
AUGUCGGACCCGUUUUUCCAGAAGAAGCGCCAGCGCACCCAAAAGGGGGCGGCGCGCCCUCGCAGGGAGACGGCGCGUGAUUCGGACUCGGAAGAUGGCGGUGGCAUCGAUGCCGUCGAGGAUAUGGACCUGCGCCACUCCUUUGACGAGCCGGCCGCCGACGAGUACCGCGAGACGCCCGCGGAAGCCAAGGUCCGCCUCGCGCGCCUGUAUCUCGAGGGCCUGCGUGAGAAGGAUGAAGAUGUGAUCGAGGGAAUUGACGCGGCAGCCGUCGAUCGCGACAAUAUCGCCGCUCGGCUCCGCAAGGACGUGGAAGAGGGCAGCGGGCGUCUGCAUGUGCGCGUAGCCGCACGUUUGCAGGCUCCGCGCCCUGACGACAUCCUCGCAGUGCAGGGGCACCGUGCCCCUGUGACAUGCGCGCGUACCGGCGCCGCUUCGCCCUACCUUUUUACCGCCGACAAGGACGGGCGCAUCGUCCAGUGGCACCUGCGCGACGGCUCCCAGGCCUGCGUCCUGCCGCGUGCCUCGGCCACUGCACCGAUACCCAGCUCUCACACGAGCGGUGCCGCGCGCCGGCGUGCGCGCGCACGCCGCGCGGAGCAGGGAGGCACCUUUGCUGGGCAUGCUGCGCUCUCGCCUGGCGAGGGGCAUGCGAAGGGUGUUUAUGCGCUGGCCGUCAGUGACGAUGGCCAGCUGUGUGCGUCGGGCGGGCAGGAGCACUACAUCGGCAUAUGGCGCACGGCGCCAGCGGCGCCGACCCAGUGGGUUCGAGCGCUGCGCGGCCACAAGGAUGCGGUGCGUGCCCUCGCAUUCCGCCACGGCACACACGAGCUGCUCAGUGCGUCGUACGACCGCACCGUCAAGCUGUUUGAUGCAUCGCAGCUCAGCUACAUUGAGACCCUGUUUGGUCACCAGGAGGCGAUCCAGGACCUGGCGUGCCUGCGCGCGGAGCGUGCGGUCACAGCAGGCGGGCGCGACCGGACAUGCCGUCUCUGGAAGAUACGCGAGGAGAGCCAACUGGUGUUCCGCGGCGGUUCCCGCAGCAAGGCCCAGGCGCUCCUCGAGGGCGGGGACCUCGUCGAUACCCCUACGAAGAACGAGGUGCCAGAAGGCAGCAUCGACUGUGUCGCGAUGAUUGACGACCACCACUUUGUGAGUGGGAGCGACAGCGGUACGCUAUCGCUCUGGUCCGUCGCAAAGAAGAAGCCGCUCUUUGCCGUGCACGCCGCGCACGGCUGGCACGAGCAGGUGCAUGCGACGGAAGGCCUGCAGCGUAUGCCGCGCUACAUCACAAGCGUCGCAUGCCUCCCGUAUGGCGACGUGUUCGUGUCCGGCUCCUGGGACGGCGUCGUACGUGUGUGGGGCCUGGACGAUGGUCUCCGCUCCUUCCGCCUCCUCUUCGAGCUGCCGGCGCCCGGCGUCGUCAACAGCUUGCAGCUUCUCACACCCGAGAUUGAGCAUAUGGACGACUACCCCGUGGCGCCUGCGCUGUGGCGCCGGCGCGGCAGCCUGGAUGCGCCGCUGGCCGCCGCGGCCGCCACCCGCGCGGCGCCCACCGCCCCGAAGCGCACGCGCCGUGCAGGCCUUUCUACGGCAGACGGGCGUGUGCUGGGGCACAAGGAGAGCAUUGCGCCCCUACUCAUCGCCGCCCUGGCCCCCGAGCCGAAAGCCGACCGCUGGCUGCACACCGACAGCGCCGCGACAGGCGCGCUCGUUGUGCCGCUGUGGCUCCAUAGCACCUGCGUGGCGCUUGCGACACCUCAUGGUUACUCUAUAACGAACUCGACGGCCCCUACCGCCCUGGUGGAAAUGCUCUUUAGCACAAGCCUGAUUGCCGUGGUACCCGCCGCGGACGCCUCAGGUGCGGAGCGGCGGCGUCUGCAAAUCCUCAAUACGAAGCGGCAGUCGACCAUCUGCGAGCUUGUGUUCCCUGCGCCGAUCCAAGCCGUCCGCUUGAACCGCCGGCGCCUCGUUGUUGUGCUGCCCGAGGCGCUGUACGUGUACGACAUCAGCAACAUGAAGCUGCUGCAUACGAUCGAGCAACCACACAGCCUCUGCGCGCUGGCGCCGUCGUCCGAGUCGUGCUUCCUUGCCUAUGCUGCGCCGGGGCCCCGCGCCGAUGCAGCGCCAGGGGCCAGCAGCCAUGUCGUCUUAUACGACCUGCUCACGCUGAGUAUCGCGGGCAUCGUGCAGGCACACCGCUCGAGUCUCGCGUGCCUCGCACUGAACGCAAGUGGGACGCUACUUGCGACGGCGAGCGAAAAAGGCACCGUCGUGCGCGUGUUUUCCGUGCCAGAGGGGCGCCUGCAGUACCAGUUCCGCCGCGGCUCGUACAGCGCCUACAUUCACAGCCUCACAUUCAACGCGGCCUCCACGCUGCUGUGCGUGACGUCCGACUCGGACACGGUGCACAUCUUCCGCUUGUCGCCCGCUGCGCGCCUCGAUGAGCCGGACGCCGCGCUCGCCGCCAAGAAACGCACAGGGCUGCUGACCGCGUGGCAAAAACAGGGCGCAGCCGUCGCCGGCACAUUGAGCGGCUACCUGCCAGCGACAUGGGCGGACGCAUGGGAGCCGACGCGCGACUUUGCGUGGCUCAAGCUCCCGAGCGCAGGAAUGCGCACGGUGGCGGCGGUAUGCAAUACGCUGCCGCUCGUCUUUGUGCUCACGCACGACGGCCGCCUGCUGACCUUUGCACUGGAUUUGGACCGCGGCGGCGAAUGCACCCUGGUAAAGCGUACGUAUGCACGUCUGACAGCAGAGCACUCUUUGCUGCAUGUACCGAGCUAUAGCACGAAUGCCUAG